Colletotrichum truncatum is the source of this 558-nucleotide messenger RNA. RefSeq lists its product as uncharacterized. The record is from RefSeq and is a predicted model, not a curated record. NCBI's taxonomy places the organism in Eukaryota, Fungi, Ascomycota, Sordariomycetes, Glomerellales, Glomerellaceae.
AUGGAGAACGUCCAUCGCAUCCUAGCUGAGCUAUCAGGCGAAUCGCGUCACAUCACGCUCCGUCGCGCUCUCGAAGAAAAGACCCGCGACCACCUCCGAACCGUGCUCAUGAAUGAAGAUUACAGCGCCAUUGAGAAGUGGUACACCUCGGACGUGACCAUGGUCGUGGCCCUCGACGCAACCCUGGACGGCGAGGUCCUCUACGGCCAAGAAGAGGUAAUUCAGUACUUCAAAACUAUCCACAAGCAGGUCGACAUUGGAGUUGUCCCUGUUCUCACGAUUUCCGACCGAGGAAGAAUUACCUGUUAUGCCGAGAGUUAUUACAGAUGGAUGGGCUGCGGCGAGCUCUCAGUGCCGCCUUUCGUGGGCUGGCCAGUGGUUUCUCGCGGGGAUGUACUCAAAGUUCGGGAGGUCGUCGUCUUUGAUCUCAACGAAGAGAUGAAGGUCAGGCGUGUUGAAUGGAGAUUCAUGGAAACUGAAAGUCUCGGACAAGUUAGCAUCGAGGGUUCUGCUAAGGAGAGCAUGAAGCUCAUGGCACUGAUUCAGGGGGAUGUCUGA